AGUGCCUUUGUGUCUGUAUUUCUCUCUCCCUCUCUCUUUACCUCUGUGUGUAUUUUGUCUCCUCCUCCCUCCAUGUGUGUCUUUCUUUCUUUGUAUCUCCCCGCUUCUAUUCCUUCCUUUGAUCUCUAGCCAAGGAACCUCCAAAAUUCCAGGCACUUCACAGAGCUGCCCUUGGUGUGUUCCUGCAUUGCCCAGUCAAGGGUAUCUCUGCCUGAGGUUGGAGAGAUGCUGUUACUCUUGGUGAUAUGAUUGCAUAGCAACACAGAAGCACAGGGUGGUGGAGGAGGAGAGACAGAGAGCAUGCACACAGCAGCGCUGAGCCUUAGCAUGCAUCCUUGUCACAGGGACUUCUUUGCUGAUUCACAGAGUCAGCCCCAAUCCCUGCCACUGAAGCCCAGCUGCUGCAUUCAUUUCAGACCUGACGGAAUCGGAAGGUGCCUGUGCCCAGAGAAGUCUCCAUUCCCAUGAACUUCCGUUCUGAUGCAGCCAGUGGUCAUGCAGGGAUGCUCCUAUACCCUCCCACGAUGUCAUGAGCAGCAUACAGCAGACCAGUCACAUUACAGCAGCACCACCUACUCACAGUCUCAGGUUAAAGCAGCAGAAGAUGGUGAAGGAGCGCCCUGUGUAACCCAGCAGGCUCCUGACAGUGCCCUCAGGCCCCAGACACCUCUGGAGAUGAAUCUUUGCUGGAAUGAAAUAAAAAAGAAAUCGCACAGUCUUCGGGCUCGUCUGGAGGCCUUUUCAGACCACAGCGGGAAGCUGCAGCUCCCCCUCCAGGAGAUCAUAGACUGGCUGGGUCAGAAGGAUGAAGAGCUGUCCGCACAGCUGCCACUCCGGGGAGACGUGCUCUUGGUGCAGCAGGAAAAAGAGACGCAUGCGGCUUUCAUGGAAGAAGUGAAGUCUCGGGGCCCGUAUAUUUAUUCCGUCCUGGAGUCGGCGCAGGCCUUCCUUUCCCAGCACCCAUUUGAGGAAUUAGAGGAACCAAAUUCUGAAAGUAAAGAUGUCUCUCCAAGGCACCGGGUCCAGAAUAUCAGCCGUUUUGUCUGGAAGCAGGCGAAUGUGGCCAGUGAGCUGUGGGAGAAGCUCACUGCCCGCUGUGUUGACCAACACCGUCAUAUUGAACGGACACUGGAGCAACUGCUGGAGGUCAAGGGAGCCAUGGAGGAGCUCAGCACAACUCUGGACCAGGCCGACAGUGUGCGAGAAACCUGGGAGCCCAUUGGAGACCUCUUCAUCGACUCAUUACCAGAGCACAUCCAGGCAACCAAGCUGUUUAAAGAGGAGCUCUCCCCCAUGAAGGACGGGGUGAAGCUAGUUAAUGACCUCGCACACCAGCUUGCUAUCUCAGAUGUGCAUCUGUCCAUGGAGAACUCCCGGGCUCUGGAGCAGAUCAACACCCGAUGGAAACAGCUGGAGGCCUCGGUUAACGAACGCCUGAAACAGCUCCAGGAUGCCCAUCGGGACUUUGGCCCAGGUUCCCAGCACUUCCUCUCCACCUCUGUCCAGGUUCCCUGGGAACGAGCAAUUUCACCCAAUAAAGUGCCGUACUACAUCAACCACCAGGCUCAGACGACAUGCUGGGACCACCCCAAGAUGACAGAGUUAUACCAAACGCUAGCUGAUUUGAACAACAUCAAAUUCUCUGCGUAUCGGACAGCCAUGAAGCUGCGCCGUGUCCAGAAAGCUCUGCGGUUGGACCUGGUGACUCUGGCCACAGCCUUGGAAAUCUUUAAUGAGCAUGAGCUACAGCCCAGCGAUCGCGUGAUGGACGUGGUGGAGGUCAUCCAUUGCCUGACUGCCCUCUAUGAGCGGCUGGAGGAGGAGAGGGGCAUUCUAGUCAACGUGCCGCUCUGCGUGGACAUGAGUCUCAACUGGCUGCUCAACGUUUUCGAUAGCAGUCGCAGCGGGAAGAUGCGAGCACUGUCCUUCAAGACUGGCAUUGCAUGUCUGUGUGGCACAGAGGUGAAGGAGAAAUUCCAGUAUCUCUUUGGCCAGGUGGCGAAUCCUGGCGGUCUAUGCGACCAGCGGCACCUCAGCAUCCUGCUGCAUGAGGCCAUUCAGGUUCCGCGCCAGCUGGGAGAGGUGGCAGCAUUUGGGGGCAGUAAUGUGGAGCCCAGUGUCCGCAGCUGCUUCCGCUUCAGUAACGGGAAGCCUGUGAUCGAGGUCGUUCAGUUCCUGGAAUGGGCCAACCUGGAGCCGCAGUCUAUGGUGUGGCUGGCUGUCCUGCACAGAGUGACCAUUGCUGAGCAGGUGAAGCAUCAAACCAAGUGCUCUGUCUGCAAACUGUGUCCCAUCAAAGGCUUCAGGUACCGCAGCCUGAAGCAGUUCAACGUGGAUAUCUGUCAGACCUGCUUCCUAACCGGACGAGCCAGCAAAGGGAACAAGCUCCACUAUCCCAUCAUGGAGUACUAUACUCCGACCACCUCUAGUGAGAACAUGAGGGACUUUGCUACAACUCUAAAAAACAAGUUCCGGUCCAAGCAGUACUUCAGCAGGCAUCCACAGAGAGGCUACCUGCCCGUCCAGUCUGUGCUGGAAGCUGACUUCACUGAGACACCAGCCUCCUCCCCGAUGUUACCGCAUGCCGAUACCCACUCCCGGAUUGAACACUUCGCCAGCAGGCUCGCAGAGAUGGAAAGCCAGAACUGUUCCUUGUUUAAUGAUGGCUUGUCCCCAGACGAUAGCCUGGAUGAGGAUCAGUACCUGUUGCGUCACUCCAGCCCAAUCACAGACAGAGAGCUGGUGCGCAGCCCAAAGGUUGAGGACAGCCUCAACACGGAGGAUAAGGGGGAGCUGGAGAGAAUCCUGGCCCACUUAGAGGCUGAGAACAGGAUCCUCCAAGGAGAGCUGAGACGUCUGAAAUGGCAACACGAUGAGGCAGCGGAGUCCCCCACUGUGACAGAAGGGUCUGCAGAAUCAGCCCAAGACCCACACAAUGAUGAACUCCUGGCUGAGGCAAGGAUCCUUCGGCAACACAAGAGCCGCCUGGAGACCCGAAUGCAGAUCCUGGAGGACCAUAACAAGCAGCUGGAAUCCCAGCUGCACCGCCUGAGAGAGUUGCUACUGCAGCCACCGACUGACUUGGACAUCAAUGGCUCUGCGGCCUCUUCCUUGACUUCUUCACCCCAUCCGUCAGAGGGAAGUCAGCCCAGGGAGAAGGAGCACAACACUCCUGAAACCGAAACUGCAGAUGAGGUGGAGACAAGGGCACGGGAUGUCAGUCUGUGUUUGGAGGACAUCAUGGAGAAACUGAGGAGUGCCUUCCCCAACUCCCAAGGUGUGACCUCCCUUAACUAACACCUCCUGGAGGUAAGAGGCUUUGUCUAACCAGCUUCUUGGUUGCUUUCCUCUCCCACCUCUCCCACUCCUCCUGGGAUGGGCUUCCCUUGGACCCUCUUGGGGGCACUCCAGUGGAAUGGCCUUCAUGAAGUCCACCAACGUCAGAAGAUCUCAGGGGAACUCCCACUGGCCAUGUGGGAAUGUGACUGAAGGCUCUUUGGAGUGCUGGCUGGAGCCACCCUGAGGACCAGCCAGUUCCGACCAAGUAUUCUGGGGUCUGAAUUUAAAGAACUCUAUAAAGCAUUCAAAAGAAACCCAGGAACUGAAACCAUGAGAUGGUGUUGAACAUGAAACACGAGCAGAGACUUCCCCCUCCCUUGCCGGUCACAAACUGUCGCCCUCCUUGUGACUGAUGUAAGACAGGUAAGGAAAUCGCCUACAGGGGAUGGCAGAGCCCAGUCCAGCCCAGCCUUGGCCCACUUCAGCAGUGUGGGCUGGUUCUGCUCCCAGACAGCAUCCUGCUGGGCAGCAGGCAGCCUAAUGCUCCCGCAGCAACUGGACAGUAAACAGCCUCUGAGCAUCUGUUUUAAUACCUUUUUUGUUAGCUGCCAAAGGCUGCGAGUGUAACUAACUGAACUCUGUCAAUUGCCUGCUACCCCAGGAUCUCCAGGUCCCAGCUGGGGGUGCUUGCCUAGUGGGAACAGUGCAGGAGAGCAAAAGGGGGAAGGGAGUAGUCAAUAAUACAGCUUCAGCCCAGCUAGUAGCCUUAUCUGGAGAGGAGCUUUAUAACAGAGAGCCGUAGCAUAUAUUCUGUACUUAAAUACUAUCAUGGACUCACUCAUGCAUUAAAUUUUAAUACCUUGUUCAGUGUUAAUUUCUGCCUCACUCAUUGGGUCUAUUCUAGUAUCUGCUUUUGAAGGGACAGCACCUUCAUUUACUCUUACAAUAUACCAUCAGAGGCAUGGUUUGUGCUGCCCCUGGCCUGGACACUCCCUCUAGCGGACCUCAGUGCAGUGGGCUUGACUAGUGGCGAUGAGUAGGAUGCAAAUCCAGGGUUCACUUCCCUUCCGAACUGUCUGUCACCAUAACACUGGGGUUGAGGCUGGAACAACCUCCCCUUCCACAGUUAUAAUAAGGGACCCCAGCUCCUCCCAUGAUGGAAAAUCCAACUAAACAAAACAGGUGGCUCUGAUCUAUCAGCUGAAUCCUGACACAUUGGAAAUGGGGGAUUAUCCCAGCAACAAAGACGUGUGUCUAGUAGGCUCUUCAUAUUCAUCUCUCCUGAGGCCAUUGGAGACUUUAGCUCUGGUCCCCUGGCUGCUCACCGACUUUGUGAUGCCCGUUUAGCAAUUCCAUCCCGUGCGGCAGGCUCUCCUCCAUUUCUCUGUCUGAUAGGUAAAUACGCUCCUUUUCUUCCAGGGUGUUGCAAGAGAAAUGGGCGAGCUCACAUCUCUUGGUGACUCUGAGCCAUUUUGAUGUAUCAGGACAUCAUGUUGUAUUGUGACGUGCUGUUGUGAGGUAGUGGCACUGGCCAGAGUGCUAUCA
Molecule: messenger RNA, 4824 nt
Organism: Chelonoidis abingdonii (Abingdon island giant tortoise)
Lineage: Eukaryota; Metazoa; Chordata; Testudines; Testudinidae
Gene: DRP2
Product: dystrophin related protein 2
Biological process (GO): synaptic signaling
Cellular component (GO): plasma membrane
Molecular function (GO): zinc ion binding; protein binding
Source: RefSeq, a predicted model, not a curated record